Molecule: messenger RNA, 694 nt
Organism: Chelonoidis abingdonii (Abingdon island giant tortoise)
Lineage: Eukaryota; Metazoa; Chordata; Testudines; Testudinidae
Gene: LAMTOR5
Product: late endosomal/lysosomal adaptor, MAPK and MTOR activator 5
Biological process (GO): positive regulation of TORC1 signaling; negative regulation of apoptotic process; cellular response to amino acid stimulus
Cellular component (GO): lysosome; Ragulator complex; cytoplasm
Molecular function (GO): guanyl-nucleotide exchange factor activity
Source: RefSeq, a predicted model, not a curated record
UUACUAGCGUCUGUCACGUGAGGGUGGGGGUUGCAGAGGAGUAGCUGCUAGGGGCGUGCGGGAGAAGAGACCGAGAUCCUUCCGCCCCGCACGGCAGCGCAGCCGAGUAACAUGGAGGGGACGCUGGAGCAGCACCUGGAGGACACAAUGAAGAAUCCUUCAAUAGUUGGAGUCCUUUGCACAGAUUCACAAGGCCUGAACCUUGGCUGUCGUGGAACCCUUUCAGAUGAACAUGCAGGUGUGAUAUCAGUUCUAGCCCAGCAGGCAGCCAAACUAACUUCAGAUCCUACUGAUGUUCCUGUUGUGUGUCUGGAGUCAGAUAAUGGGAACAUCAUGAUCCAGAAGCAUGACAGCAUCACUGUGGCAGUGCACAAAAUGGCAUCUUGACCCUUCAUACAUCUGCUUGGUUCUUUUCCACCCUUGGAGCAACUCCUUGUUGUUGGACUGAUCUAUUUCCUCUGCUGAUCAUAUCCAGAAAGUGCUUGCAGAACUAAUUUUGGGCCAAUCUUAAAUAUGUGGUAGCUUCCCUUAUUUAAACUAGUACUGUACUUCAGUCAGGGUCUUUAACUUCCAGCACAGCCCAGAACUUACUGUCAAGCAUGGACUGUGGUUUAACUUACCUUGUGUAAUGAUCAAAUAUCCUAACCUGUGGCCUUACUUGUUGAAUUCAAUAAAUUAUCUGAGAUGAAAUACA